UAGACCUUACCUUCACAGUGAGGGAAGUAUCUUAUAAUUCGAUAUUCUCAUCCCUUCGCACCAACCUUCCAAAUGGCCUAACUUUCUUACUAAUAACUAUAUUCCUCAACAAUGACGCUCUCUCUUACUUUGUACCAAUUCUACUCCAUCUCUAUAUAAAUCCCUCUUAAUGUCUAAUUAUGUUCCAUACAAAAAGCCAAAUCUCAUUUCAAAAAAUGGCCCUAACUUCAACUAUCAUAUCUCCACGAAAAUUUAGACAGGAUGUCUACUCAUAUUCAUACCAACAAAGUUCAAACAUCCCUUUAGUCAUUUCUGUUCUUGCUUCUAUCAUAGAGAGAACAUUGUCUAGGAAUGAAAGAAUUGCUAAAAACUGCAGAUUUCCUUUGUCAUCAAGAUCUGCUAAAACCCGAGUUUUCGACUGUAAUGAGACACCAGAUAUGACAAUUCAAUCCUACCUUGAGAGGAUUUUCAGAUACACUAGAGCUGGACCAUCUGUUUAUGUUGUUGCAUAUGUUUAUAUUGAUAGGUUUUGCCAGUUUUAUCCCGAGUUUCGAAUUGGUGUUAGGAAUGUGCAUAGGUUGCUCAUUACAACAAUAAUGUUGGCCUCCAAAUAUAUAGAAGACUUGAAUUACAGAAAUUCUUAUUUCGCUCGAGUAGGGGGAUUAAAAACAAAGGAAAUGAACAAGUUAGAGGUUGAAUUUUUGUUCUUGAUGAAAUUCAAGUUGCACGUGAAUGUAAGUGUUUUCGAGAGUUACUGCUGCCAUUUGGAGAGGGAAGUGAGCAUUGGAGGAGGUUACCACAUUGAGAGGACCUUAAGGUGUGCAGAAGAAAUCAAAAUAAAGCAAAGAGAAGAAACAAGAUUUGAUCAGACUGCCCUUUUUUUGCUGUAAAUUAGUAUAGAUUAAUGCAACAUCAUACGCAAAUUGUAUAAAAGAUUUUUUGGGUUUUGACUUUUGGUUUUUUCUUUCUACAAAAUCAUUUUGGCUAUA
This is a messenger RNA of Olea europaea var. sylvestris, 989 nucleotides long. RefSeq names its product cyclin-U2-1-like. The record is from RefSeq and is a predicted model, not a curated record. NCBI's taxonomy places the organism in Eukaryota, Viridiplantae, Streptophyta, Magnoliopsida, Lamiales, Oleaceae. The transcript is spliced from 2 exons. Gene Ontology annotation, biological process: regulation of cyclin-dependent protein serine/threonine kinase activity. Bases 180 to 890 code for a protein of 236 amino acids. Gene Ontology annotation, molecular function: protein kinase binding.